Aphanomyces invadans is the source of this 1053-nucleotide messenger RNA. RefSeq lists its product as hypothetical. NCBI's taxonomy places the organism in Eukaryota, Oomycota, Saprolegniomycetes, Saprolegniales, Verrucalvaceae. The transcript is spliced from 4 exons. The record is from RefSeq and is a predicted model, not a curated record. Bases 1 to 1053 code for a protein of 350 amino acids.
AUGGAGGAAGAAGACUGCUUCGGGUUUGGAUCGUACGACGAGAUCUUUUCCCAUCCUGUUGGAUCUUCGACGACGACAAGUAACGAGAGCCUAGAUGGAGGUGAUGUGGCUGGAGCAGGUGGAAGGAUAUCUCCUGGCAGCAACGAUGUGUCCAGCGCCACAGCAAUUGAUGUCGGGACGCAUUUGCUCGAAAACAGCUUCUUUCUCGUCGAAGACGACGUGAAGUUCUCAACAAACGAAGCGCUCUUCCAUGGACGGCAUAUCGGUCUGAAGGUCAAGCAGAAUGGCAAGCUCGUGACUUUCAACUUUCCAACAACUACGGGUGAAUCGUCCCUAAAGAUGUGCAUCGAUUCAAAUUCAGGAACACAUGCGCUGGGAGACUUGUAUUUAGACAGAAAGGAGUUGUUCUGGCGUCCCAUGCGCCAUUCUGAUACGAUGCAGACCUCUUCCGGUCAAGUGUAUGGAUCGGAUCGGUACAGCCUUCGCAUCGGAUUGGAACACGUUCGUGAAGUCGUGCCGACCAAAAUCCAGAACGUGGUGCUGGCGCUGUCCAUUUCAAUAUCAGUCAUGGACAUCGCGUUUGAGUUCUCGUUCAUGCCGGGACCGUAUCACAAGAGCUCAAAGCGCGACGACUUGAUGGUACUCUUGCAAGAAACUUUGUCGACUGCCAACACGAUGCAGAAUGCCUUGUCUGCAGCUGCAUCAUCUUCCAUGGAUGCGCUCAACUCCGACUUGCUCUCGCUGGCAUCCAAUCCCGACGUCGCUGCACCUCCUCCUCUCAGUCGAGAAAUUGCAGCGCCCCGCCCAACUCGCAUGCGCCCAGAAGACAUCAGUCAGCGAAAUGCGCUCAUCCGAUCGUAUCUUCGUCUGAACCCGAUGUCUGACGAAGCCCUUGGCCUGGCAUCUCACAUUCUCCAAGCGUACGAGUACCCCAUCGGCCCGACGUGUUCAUCUACCCCGUCCUUCUUGGAUGACAAAGAGUACAGUGUCCAAGUUGACCAAGGGCAUGGAACGCAUGAAGAUGUCGUGGAAGCUCAACGACGACCGCCUUGA